UCAGGCAACUUGGUCAGUGCUUCUCCACUCGAGAAGCUACCCCAUUCUGCCUCGCCUCCUGUCGGCGUUGCCAUGCCUCCUGAAGGCACUGAACCGUAA
Messenger RNA from Protopolystoma xenopodis, 99 nucleotides. The record is from the annotation of a GenBank genome assembly. NCBI's taxonomy places the organism in Eukaryota, Metazoa, Platyhelminthes, Monogenea, Polystomatidea, Polystomatidae.